Molecule: messenger RNA, 1827 nt
Organism: Rotaria sp. Silwood2
Lineage: Eukaryota; Metazoa; Rotifera; Eurotatoria; Philodinida; Philodinidae
Source: the annotation of a GenBank genome assembly
AUGUUUGAUCUUGAUGAACAUGAUACAGAUCGUGUUGCUCUUCAUUAUCUUCGAAACUAUGUUAUAUCUGAAGACAAUAAUAUUCUUCAAAAGCAUCAUCCUGUUAAGAUUGAUACAUCAAAUAGUAGUUGUUUAUACAAAACUAUUGCUAUUCUCUGUCGAUUGGAUGUCGAAGAGGGUGCGAAAGAAUUAAGAAUAAGAAAUGUAAUUGAUAUGGUGCUCAAUGCAGACGUGUAUCAUUCAGCUGAUCCUGACUUACAUUCUUGUUUGCAAUGGGGUGAAACAUGGAAAUAUUUCGUAUUAGAACAACUUCAUGAAAAGCCAUGGAUGAAUGGACCAAAUGCUGUUUUAACAGUUUGUUUACAGAGUCUAUCUAAUAUAAUUAAUAUGAAAAUUCGAUCGGUCUAUCCAAAAAUAUCUGGCGGCAAUGAUGAUCUUCGAAAACGACUUGAUCGAAUAUUUUCUCCAUUAGACGUUGAAUCAAAUGAGACGACAGUAUCAACAAUAACUAUAUUAUGGUCAGAUACGAAACAUAUAUCAUCACAUUCAACGAGUUCAAUGUGGAUGCCAGAUUGUGUAGUACCACUUUUACUGAAACCAGACUGUUACAUAACUAAUACAGCGAUUCCACCAAAAGCGAAUUCAGCUGCUUUACAAAACCCUGCGGAACGAAGUUUCUAUAUUCUUUCUUGUUUCUGUCGUAUAACUCAAAGUGCUUUGAAUGAAAUUGUAAUUUAUUCCGAUCAAUUGAAACAUUCAGAAGCUGAAAUGAAAAAAGAAGAUACAAAAGUAUCUGAGUUUCGUUGUCCAAAAUGUUCAAAAAUAUGUUAUAAUUAUCAUUUUGAUUGGGGAGCAGUUACUUUAUUUCGUCAAAAUUUUACUGGUGCACGUUUAACUUAUAUUCUCGUUGAUGUAACGUCAUCAAUGGCAUUAAAUCUUUUGUAUAAUCUAACAAUAGAAAAAAAAUCUUCUUUAUCACGAAUUACUCAAACAAAAGAAGCAAUAAAACAAUUAUUAAAAGAAAUUGCUGCAGCUGCAAGUCCUUUAGAUCAAGCUAUUUUAACAACAUUUGAUGAUAAACUUAAAAAUCCAGCAUUGAUUCCUCUAUGUAACGCUUCAGAUAUUGCUAAUGAAUCAAAUUUAAUUACUAUUGAUGAAAUUCAAUUAAGUUCUCGAUCCAUACAAACAUAUUUUUAUUCAGUUUUAAAAGAAGUCUAUGAAAUGUUCGAACGACAACCAUUUUUAUAUAUUGAUCUUUAUGUAUUUUCUGAUGGAAUUGAUACAAGCCCGAAAAAAAAUGAUAAAGCAUAUCAAGCAAUUAUUCGUGGUUUAAAUGAAAAAAUUGGUGCAAAAUGUCAUUUUAUAAAUUGUGGUUCAGCAUCUGAUGGACUUUCUGUAGCAGCUUGGUUAAGUGAUAGAGAAGCUGAUUGUUCUAUAUCAGGUGGUAUUGAAGAGAUUAAAACACAAGUCAAAGCUGUUUAUAAAAGAGAUCAUGCAAGAAAUCUAGAUUUAACUUCGACAACAGUUCGUUUUCGAGGAAAAACAAUUGACGUCUUACCACCAACGUUAAAUACAUUUAUGACGGAUGCAGAAGCUGCAUCUAUUCGUAAACCAAUUCAAAAAAAAGUUACAUCGAAAAAUGAAGCUAUGCCACUAGAUUCAUUUUUUCGACGUUCCAAUCCAAAUCUAAAGAAUUUUUUUGAUUAUGUACCUAUUCUUCCUUCGGUUAAUCGUACUCGUUCUUCUAGUGCUACCGAUAUCAGCUCAAAAUCAACGGAUCUAUUUAAAAUUGCCACACGUAAUUUAGCUGCUCGAAAACUUAAUUAA